CUUGUUGCCAUGGCGACAGCGCUGUUGGGCUAAAGGGCUGCUCUGGCAGCCAAUAGAAGCUAGGAGAAGGCGGUGCCAACUGGGUCUUUUGCGGCUGCGGCGGGCUUGCAGGUUCGUGGACGCGGCAUUGGGGGAGGGGACGGGGGUCGCGGGGCUACUGGGAGUCCCAGUCCAGCCUAAGACCUCUGGGCGUGGUGGGCACCGGCCUUCGCCGUCGGAGCAGGGGUCCCAGACUCGCACCCAAAAGUUCCCGACGGGCCCGAGCGGGGAGGAGCUGCGGGGCGGGCAGAGGCGGAGAUGGCGGAGGGCGGUGGGACGAGAUGCGCGGGUCAGAGCCGGGCCUUAAGAAGAAAUUGGAGGCCCCUGGCAGCGGUGUCCCCUCGGGGACCCCUCUGCCGGGCCCACCAGGUGUCCGGCUUUGCUGGCCCAGCAAGCCUGAUAAGCAUGAAGCUCUUAUCUUUGGUGGCUGUGGUCGGGUGUUUGCUGGUGCCCCCAGCUGAAGCCAACAAGAGUUCUGAAGACAUCCGGUGCAAAUGCAUCUGUCCACCUUAUAGAAACAUCAGUGGGCACAUUUACAACCAGAAUGUAUCCCAGAAGGACUGCAACUGCCUGCACGUGGUGGAGCCCAUGCCAGUGCCUGGCCACGACGUGGAGGCCUACUGCCUGCUGUGCGAGUGCAGGUACGAGGAGCGCAGCACCACCACCAUCAAGGUCAUCAUUGUCAUCUACCUAUCCGUGGUGGGUGCCCUGUUGCUCUACAUGGCCUUCCUGAUGCUGGUGGACCCUCUGAUCCGAAAGCCGGAUGCAUACACUGAGCAACUGCACAAUGAGGAGGAGAAUGAGGAUGCUCGCUCUAUGGCAGCAGCUGCUGCAUCCCUCGGGGGACCCCGAGCAAACACAGUCCUGGAACGCGUGGAAGGUGCCCAGCAGCGGUGGAAGCUGCAGGUGCAGGAGCAGCGGAAGACAGUCUUCGAUCGGCACAAGAUGCUCAGCUAGAUGGGCUGGUGUGGUUGGGUCAAGGCCCCAACACCAUGGCUGCCAGCUUCCAGGCUGGACAAAGUAGGGGGCUACUUCUCCCUUCCCUUGGUGCCAGUCUUCCCUUUAAAAGCCCGUGGCAUUUUUCCUCCUUCUCCCUAACUUUAGAACUGUUGUACUUGGCUAUUUGGAUUAGGGAAGAGGGAUGCGGUCUCUGAUCUCUGUUGUCUCCUUGGGUCUUUGGGGUUGAAGGGAGGGGGAAGGCAGGCCAGAAGGGAAUGGAGACAUUCCAGGCGGCCUCAGGAGUGGAUGCGGUCUCUCUCUCUCCUGGCUCCACUCUUGCCACCUUCCAGCUCUGAGUUUUGGGAAUGUUGUUACGCUUGGAAGAUAAAGCUGGGUCUUCAGGAACUCAGUGUCUGGGUGGAAAGCAUGGCCCAGCAUUCAGCAUGUGUUCCUUUCUGCAGUGGUUCUUAUCACCACCUCCCUCCCAGCCCCAGCACCUCAGCCCCAGCCCCAGCCCCAGCCCCAGCUCCAGCCCUGAGGACAGCUCUGAUGGGAGAGCUGGGCCCCCUGAGCCCACUGUGGUCUUCAGGGUGCACCUGGAAGCUGGUGUUCCCUGUCCCCUGUGCACUUCUCCCACUGGGGCAUGGAGUGCCCAUGCAUACUCUGCUGCCAGUCCCCUCAUCUGCACUUGAGGGGGCUGGGCAGUCCCUCCUCUCCCCGGUGUCCACAGUCACUGAGCCAGAUGGUUGGUUGGAACAUGAGACUCAAGGCUGAGCGUGGAUCUGAACACCACAGCCCCUGUCCUUGGGUCGCCUCUUGUCCCUGAACUUCGUUGUACCAGUGCAUGGAGAGAAAAUUUUGUCCUUCUCUUGUCUUAGAGUUGUGUGUAAAUCAAGGAAGCCAUCAUUAAAUUGUUUUAUUUCUCUCA
Molecule: messenger RNA, 1906 nt
Organism: Nomascus leucogenys (northern white-cheeked gibbon)
Lineage: Eukaryota; Metazoa; Chordata; Mammalia; Primates; Hylobatidae
Source: RefSeq, a predicted model, not a curated record